Messenger RNA from Acanthosepion pharaonis, 786 nucleotides. The record is from the annotation of a GenBank genome assembly. Lineage: Eukaryota; Metazoa; Mollusca; Cephalopoda; Sepiida; Sepiidae.
AUGCAGCAAGGUUUUGUGAGAAAUCUUCUAGACUCAAAUAACAAACUCUUUGUUAUCGCUCUGUCUCUCUUCCUUUCUCUUCCCCUAUGUCUUUCCUUUUCUUUCCUUCUUUUCCCCCAUGCUCUCUUUUUCCCUUGCUCUCUCUUUCCCUUUCUUUCUCUCCCUUCCUCUUCCUCGCUCUUUCUCUCCCUUUCUCUCCCUUUCUCUGUUUCUAUCCCUUUCCCACUUUCCCCCUCCAUUUCUUUUUCUAUUGAUAUCUCUCAUUCUCCUUGCCUUUUCUCUCUCUAUUUCCCUUUCUCUUUCCCGCCCUUUCUCUUUCCCCUAUCCCUCCCUUUAUCUUUUCCUUAUCCCUGUCUCUUUCCUCUUUUCACUCUUUCACUCUCUGUCUCUUUCACUCACUCUCUCUCUCACUUUCUCUCUCUCUCUCACUCUCUCUCUCUCUCUCACUCUCUCUUCCCCUUGUAUUUUCCUCUUGCUAUCUUUCCCUUUUCUUCUCUUUCUCUUUCCCUUUUCUCUUUCCCUCUCUUUAACCUUUUCUUUCUCUCUUUUUCCCUUGCUCUCUCUUUCCCUUUCUUUCUCUCUCCUCCUCUUCCUCACUCUUUCUCUUCCUUUCUCUCCUUCUCUCCCAUUCUAUCCCUUUCUCUGUUUCUAUCCCUUUCCUCCUCCAUUUGUUUUUCUAUUGAUAUCUCUCAUUCUCCUUGCCUUCUCUUUCUCUAUUUCCCUUUCUCUUUCCUGCCCUUUCUCUUUCCUGCCCUUUCUCUUUCCCUCCUUUUCUCUUCCCCCUAA